Molecule: messenger RNA, 555 nt
Organism: Phanerochaete carnosa HHB-10118-sp
Lineage: Eukaryota; Fungi; Basidiomycota; Agaricomycetes; Polyporales; Phanerochaetaceae
Exons: 2
Coding region: 28-417 (129 amino acids)
Source: RefSeq, a predicted model, not a curated record
CGCGAUGCAUUUACACUUUCGUACGCAAUGGCGAGAGGCUGCAUUGCACGUUGUGAGGGUAUGCUGUAUAAUAACUCGUCGAAGGCUCGUCGAAGUGAAGCUGAAACCUGCUCAACGGGUAUCUCUGAAAAGGAAGAGUUCGGACUCUGGGUUUUGCGAAGGAUCUUCGACCCCAUCUCGCGAUUCCUUAAGCUCCUCCAGGUAGAUGAUCACUUGUACCAGUUUGCUACCUUCUCGGCACAUAACUUCUUUCGCGUCCUGGGACUGUUCAUGCGGACUCUUCCGCUUGCUCGCUUCUUCCAGCGAGUGGUCCUCCCGUACUAUUGCUGGUACAUGUUCUCACGGCGAUCUGACUCAUAUUGUUCCAUCAGCGGGACUAUCAACGCGCGGGCACGACUCUUGAAAUACGACAUCUGACCGUGAUGGGUAUUUUGUCAUGCUCGUCGCUACCCCUAUUCCUCUUUAAUGACUAUUGAUCUUGUGCUGUGUAUGCUAUCAUGUAUCGCUAACCCUGUCUUACAUACCACAUAUCAACUCGAAGAGAAACACGAAUGC